AGCGAUGUUGAAGACUACAUUUCCCUACUGCUACAAAAUUUUCACUGUGCUGCCGCCUGACAGACGUAGAAGGUCACGCGUGUGAUUUUGAACACAGGGACUCCAAAUAAGAUUCUGUCAGCGGGUAGACUUAUAACUUCGGUAAUCAUUUAACUACUGCCGCACAUGCGAUGUAAAUGCUCCUAAAUAAACACGUAAGAAUGUGCCAUUUUGUUAUCUAAGAACAAAAACCAGUCGUGUUAAUGUCGUUUAGCUAACUUAGCUUUCCGUAAACAUAGCAACUUCACUUUAUUAGUGCAAUGUUUAGAAGCCUUGUAAGACUCCGCUCGUUGUUUGGAAAUGCAGUCUCGUCGUGUAAAAUACAAUUAAAUGCUCAGCACUUGAAAUGCUCGUUGAAAUACUCAUCAUCGGCCGCGACGGAGAGGAAAAGAUUUUAUCAGGACGUCAGCAUAUCCCAAGGUGAAGGAGGUUUAUUUGAGAUAAACCUAGAUCGAAGGAAGCUGAAAACCCCUGGAGGGAAGCUGUUCACAGUGCCAAAUGAAGCCCUUGCCAUCGCCGUGGCAACUGAGUGGGAUGCCCAAAGGGAUACGCUCAAGUUUUACACAAUGCACCUGACUACCCUUUGCAACACUGCUCUGGACAAUCCUACGCAACGCAACGAAGACCAGAUGAUCAGCGGUGCAUUAAAGUUUCUGGAGACGGACACUGUUUGUUACAGAGUGGAGGAGCCCUUUGGUUUGGUGGAUCUACAGAAAAAUGAGUGGGACCCUGUAUUGCACUGGAUUGAGAACAGAUAUAACGUCACUAUUGGGUCCUCAUCCAGUUUUAUGGGCCCUGACAUCCCUCAGGCAACCAAAGACACCUUUUGCCAGCAUCUAAAAUCAUACAAUUUCUGGUCAUUGACAGGACUUGAAUACGUGAUCACCCAGCUGAAGUCUGUUGUGUUGGCACUUGGGAUGAUUGACAGACAUCUGAGUGUGGAGCAGGCUGUGCUGCUCUCUAGGCUGGAGGAGGAAUAUCAGAUUCAAUGCUGGGGAAAUGUGGAGUGGGCUCACGACUACGAUAUGUAUGAACUGCGGGCUCGUACUGCUGCCGGUGCUCUGUUUGUACACCUCUCAUCUGAGAGUUCGACUGUCAAACGCAAACUUUUGCAGGACUGAGAGGAAGAAGCUUGCGUGCUGAAAGAGCAGAACACGAACCUCCCAUCAAACUGACACCACUCCACAGAGUAUGACUCAGAAAUAGAAUAUAUCCCGGUCGUUCUAUUUACUAGUGACAGUUGCUCAGUCUCUCAUCCAUUCGAGUCAUCGCUGCGCUUUCAAACACUUCACCAGUCUUUUUUGCUACGUUUAUGAAACAGAUGCCAAGUCUGACACCACCCACUGAGCUUCCAGUUGGUUAUCAGUCAUCGGUGACAUGUCUGGACACUGUGCACAAAGGGAAUAGAGACUUUAUGUUUGUUGUAUUUGUUUGGUUCAAUCUCAACAACAUGGCAGUUUUUAUAGUCUGCUACAUUGAAUCCAUCCAUUUGCUAGACUGGUUUGUCGUCAUUAGGUGUGCAUGUGCGCUGGAGUCCAUUCCACCUGAUUUUGAGUAAAAGGCGGGGGUUCACCCUGAACUUGUCACCAACUGUCUGCUACAUGUAAAUAUUUUGAAGAUAUGGAUGAUCUUUUGUAAUGGCACAGUGGAAAUACUACUACAUUCAUGUUCUGUUCAUCCUUUAAGGUCUUGAUUAAAUACU
Molecule: messenger RNA, 1741 nt
Organism: Syngnathoides biaculeatus (alligator pipefish)
Lineage: Eukaryota; Metazoa; Chordata; Actinopteri; Syngnathiformes; Syngnathidae
Gene: atpaf2
Product: ATP synthase mitochondrial F1 complex assembly factor 2
Exons: 8
Coding region: 300-1160 (286 amino acids)
Biological process (GO): mitochondrial proton-transporting ATP synthase complex assembly
Cellular component (GO): mitochondrion
Source: RefSeq, a predicted model, not a curated record